Messenger RNA from Geodia barretti, 822 nucleotides. Lineage: Eukaryota; Metazoa; Porifera; Demospongiae; Tetractinellida; Geodiidae. The record is from the annotation of a GenBank genome assembly.
AUGCAGAUAACCCCACACGUUUACAACAUGCACAUUGACGAUGGGGCGGUCUCCCACCCGGGAGGGUCGAACAACUAUUUCGUUGGGGACCCGUCCGACGCGAUGGUGCUGAUCGACACCGGUGAUCACAGGCGGGAGUGGACGCAGGCCAUACUUGACUACUACGCCGAGCUCGGGAAGCCGUCAAUCAAGUCGAUCCUAAUAACGCACGGACACGGCGACCACAUCGGCGGUCUGGACCGGGUGCACGAGGCUACUGGCGCGACGGUACGCUGCCACCCGAAGCUCGUCGAUCGUCUGCGCAAGGUACUCGGCGACGACGAUGCGGUGGCGCCGCUGGAGGACAACGAGGGCGUCGAAGUGGCGGGCCUGACUUUGCGCGCGCUGUUCACGCCGGGCCACGAGGUCGACCACGUCUGCUACCACCUGGCAGAGGACGGCGUGAUGUUCACGGGCGAUACGGUGCUUGGGGCAUCGUCCACGUCGGUCGGUGACUUGGCGGCGUACAUGGAAUCACUUCAGAUGCUCAUCGAGAUCGAACACGAGACUGUGUGUCCCGCUCACGGGCCGGUUGUUCCUCCACCUAAGGGAAAAGGGCUGAUUCGCUGGCAAUUCGACCACAGGACGCGGCGGGAGACCCAGGUGCUGGACGCACUAAGGGACGGUCACACGACUGCCGAGGCGAUCGCCGACUCUAUCUAUCCACGCGAUCUCAAGCCCGGCCUGAAGCACUCAGCCCAGCGCAAUGUGACUACACACUUGGCGAAGCUCACGAGCGAUAGGGUCGUCGAUGAGACCCCGGCGAGAUUCCGUCUGAAGUGA